UACACAACUUUUAAAAUCCACAAAGACCCUGAGAGCUAUUACUCGUUUAUUUUCAAUGACAUCAUGGGCUUUGAGCAAAAGACUAACAAGGGAGUGAGCGUGGAGGACGUUGUACUGGCCCUGAGGGGACAUGUGAUGGAGGGUUACAAGUUCCUUCCUGAAAGCCCAUUGCAGGACAGUGAUCAAGGUUACAAGUCAUCACCCACUCUGGCUGACAGAGUUCACGUUCUGGUUUGUGUCAUUCCUGCUGGAUUGGUACCUUUAAUAAGUAAAGAAGUUGUGCAGAAGAUGAGAAAUGUCAGACUAGCAGCCAGUGAAAUGGGGAUACCCCAACUGGCUAUUCUCACCAAAAUUGAUGAAAGCUGUCCAAAGGUAAAAAAAGAUGUCAUCAAAGGCUAUAAAAGCAAGUACUUAAAUGAACAGGUCGACAAAUUCAGCAUGUUGCUGGGCAUACCACCAAACUGCAUCUUUCUUGCUAAGAACUACAAUUCAGAAGUCGGCCUGAAUGAUGGCAUUGAUACGCUGACAUUGGGCGCGCUGAGACAGAUCAUUAACUAUGGAGAAGACUUUCUCAACAACCUGUAGACCUGGUUACUGCUGACACAAACCUUGCACAAUCAAGACAUGAAAAAAUGGUUUUAUUGAAAAAAAUUAAUGUGCACACAUCUCAUAAUUGUCUGGCAGUUCAUAUUCUAAAUGUAUACGGUAACCCACAUAUUUUUCAUGAACUUUGUUACAGGCUCAGUCGAAAC
Plectropomus leopardus (leopard coralgrouper) is the source of this 752-nucleotide messenger RNA. NCBI's taxonomy places the organism in Eukaryota, Metazoa, Chordata, Actinopteri, Perciformes, Serranidae. The record is from RefSeq and is a predicted model, not a curated record.